Messenger RNA from Hyaena hyaena (striped hyena), 555 nucleotides. RefSeq names its product cytochrome c oxidase subunit 5B, mitochondrial. Gene Ontology annotation, cellular component: mitochondrial envelope. Lineage: Eukaryota; Metazoa; Chordata; Mammalia; Carnivora; Hyaenidae. Gene Ontology annotation, biological process: mitochondrial electron transport, cytochrome c to oxygen. The record is from RefSeq and is a predicted model, not a curated record. The coding region runs from base 145 to 474 and encodes 109 amino acids. The transcript has 4 exons.
GGGCGCCAGUGACCGCUUCACGGCCCGCAGUGCCUCAGUCUCCGCGGGCGUCUCCGUGAUAUACCUGACUGCCUCUGCUGCCGCCCACCGAACGACCCCCGCUGCGAAAGAAUUCUAAACUGAGGUGUCGGGUGACCUUGGGGGAUGGGUUGCAACCGGGAUGUGGAGGGGUUAAGCCGCUUUUCAGGCGGUGUUCCUACUGAUGAUGAGCAGGCGACUGGGCUGGAGAGGGAGGUCAUGAUGGCUGCAAAGAAGGGACUGGACCCAUACAAUAUGCUAGCCCCAAAGGCAGCUUCAGGCACCAAGGACGACCCUAAUUUAGUCCCAUCUAUCACUAACAAGCGAAUAGUGGGCUGCAUCUGUGAAGAGGACAAUAGUGCCGUCAUCUGGUUCUGGCUGCACAAAGGCGAAGCCCAGCGGUGCCCUAGCUGUGGAACCCAUUACAAGCUGGUGCCCCACCAGUUGGCCCACUGAGCCUUUGCACUAACUUACUCAAAAUGUGCUGUAAAGUUUCUUCUUUCCAAUAAAGACUAGCCAUUGGCUCCUUCUCCUAUA